CUCGCAGCCAAACCCACCUCCCCACCAACAGAAAAAUCAUUGAGGUAGGGGGGUUUUGUUUCCGUAGAGACGUGGGGGUCGGGGAAACGGGAGUGGAAAUACCUAGCUAGGUAGCUCAGCUGCUUACUUCGUCGGGAUCCGAACCUGUUAAACCUCUGUUCUGGUUCCGGAUCUUUUCUGUGAGUUGACGAGAUUCUAUCCGUACUUGAUCAGAUCAUGAAACCCGCGCGCCUGGUUGUUCGUCGACUGGCGGAGCCGCUAGUCCGGCCUGCUCGAUGCAACCGUCUUCGAUUAUUUACCACAGCGUCAUCUCGCCCGUCACCUGCCGCUGCCGCCGCCGCCAUCCAACAGCAGCCACCUGAUCAUCCCCCAUUUCCCAUUCCCAUUCCCGGGCCAAACCCUGUUAGGCACGAAGCUCCUGCUCCCGCUCCUGCUCCUACUCCGACCCCGAAGAAUGUUCUCCGCGAUGCCGUGUCUGCGACCCGGCCGAGGAACAACUGGACUAGGGAUGAGAUAGCAGUGAUUUACAACCAUCCGCUGAUGGACCUAGUGCACCAAGCUAGCCUAGUCCACCGACGUUUCCAUGACCCGGCCGAAGUCCAGCUCUGCACCCUCAUGAACAUCAAGACUGGAGGUUGCACAGAAGACUGCUCAUACUGCGCCCAAUCAACGCGGUACCAGAAAGGGACUGGCCUACAAGCGAAAAAGGUCGAGUCUGUCGAAUCAGUGCUCGAAGCAGCGCGGACUGCCGCGGCGAACGGGAGCACCCGGUUCUGCAUGGGGGCCGCGUGGCGAGACAUGCGAGGGCGCAAGAACAGUCUGCGCAACAUCGCGGCGAUGAUCAAGGGCGUGCGCGAGCUGGGCAUGGAAGCCUGCGUGACACUGGGUAUGAUCGACGGCGAGCAGGCGAAGGAGCUAGCCGCCGCGGGCCUGACGGCCUACAACCACAACGUGGACACGAGCCGGGAGUUCUACCCCUCCGUUAUUUCUACGCGCACGUAUGAUGAGCGUCUGCAGACUCUGGGCCAUGUGCGCGAUGCCGGGAUUAACGUGUGUUCGGGUGGGAUUUUGGGGCUGGGUGAGACAAGCACGGAUCGGGUUGGUCUGUUACAUACUGUGUCAACUCUACCGAAGCACCCCGAAAGCUUCCCCGUGAAUGCCCUGGUGCCUAUUAAGGGAACUCCUCUAGGACAUCGAGACCCGAUUGAUUUUCCGAGUAUGCUGCGUACUAUUGCUACUGCCCGCAUCAUUAUGCCUGCUACUAUCGUCCGGAUCGCGGCUGGUAGGAAGAAUAUGGCAGAGGAGAAGCAAGCUCUUUGUUUCAUGGCCGGCGCCAAUGCCAUCUUUACUGGUGAGAAGAUGCUGACGACGGAGUGCAAUGGCUAUGAUGAGGAUAAGGAGAUGUUCGACCGCUGGGGGUUGGGUCCAAUGAAGAGUUUUGACAAGUCUCCGCCACCUGCAACUGGCGGUAGUUCGUAGAUGCUCGUACUUAGACUAUGUUUAGUUUAAAAGACUUCAAUUUUAGAUUGCGGGUGCUAGAGCCGAGGCUUAUCUUGUUUGGUG
Messenger RNA from Annulohypoxylon maeteangense, 1563 nucleotides. Its product is annotated as biotin synthase. Gene Ontology annotation, biological process: biotin biosynthetic process. The record is from RefSeq and is a predicted model, not a curated record. Gene Ontology annotation, molecular function: 2 iron, 2 sulfur cluster binding; biotin synthase activity. Lineage: Eukaryota; Fungi; Ascomycota; Sordariomycetes; Xylariales; Hypoxylaceae. The transcript is spliced from 4 exons. Gene Ontology annotation, cellular component: mitochondrion. The coding region runs from base 217 to 1479 and encodes 420 amino acids.